Molecule: messenger RNA, 509 nt
Organism: Oppiella nova
Lineage: Eukaryota; Metazoa; Arthropoda; Arachnida; Sarcoptiformes; Oppiidae
Source: the annotation of a GenBank genome assembly
AGGGUCGUCAAAUUACUGCAAUGGGAAAGCCAUGGCAUCCGGAGUGCUUCGUUUGCACCAUUUGUGUGAAACCUCUACAACCGGAGACAUUUAAAGAGCACGCGGGGAAACCUUAUUGUGAGGACGACUACCAUAAGCUGUUUUCGCCAAAAUGUGGGGGUUGUCAGCAACCUAUCACUGACAAAGACGAGAAGGUAAUGGUAAGGGGUAAGCCGUGGCACCCGGGGUGCAACGCUGCUAUUAACGAACCGAUCAUAACAGUAACACCAGCUGUCGAACCCCUUCUCCAAAAAGCUACCCGGCCUAAGGUGGAGACCGAUAUCGGUCGCAAAAACUAUACGAUCGAUGAUUUAGAUUCAUUGCUUCCCUUAGUAGACGACUUCGUAAAGAAGUCAUAUCCAGACUGUAGUGGUUGUAAAACGCCGAUCACUGACGGCAAUAAAAUUACAGCAAUGGGUAAACCCUGGCACCCCCAGUGUUUUACUUGCGACAAAUGUGUCAGACCUUUG